GCCUACCCGCGCUGGAACGUUCCUUUCCAUUUGUGACGUACUGGCUUUGCGCCGGAAGUGUCGGGUUAAUGGUGAAAUGGAGGCUGAGGAGAGUAGUUCUUCGGUGGUUCCGCUGCCGCAAGAUGUUCAGUCCGUUGUGCGGGGAGGGUUCCGGUGCCUCCUGUGCGGGGUCAACAUCCCAAACCGUCCAAGCUUAACAGAUCACUUGAGUGGCCGGCGUCAUGUGCGGCUAUGUGAGGAGCGAGACAAACGCAAUCAGCAGCAGGAGCGCAGUGUGUAUGUCAGUAAUUUCCCACGUGAGACAUCUGAGGAGGAGCUGAGGGAUGUCUUUCAGAAAAUUUCUCCUGUCAGGAACAUAGUGAUGGAUAAGGAUCGGGGCCUUUAUGCAAUUGUGGAGUUUGAGAGUAAGGAUGGCAUGUGUGCAGCCUUAGAAGAGCCUCAAAUAAAGCUUAGUGGAAAACGUUUGCGGGUAAAACCACGAGAAAAGAAGGAGUUUCAAAGGAAAAAGGGAGGCUCACCCCGAACAUUGCAACCUCCAGAUCCUGAAGCUUUGAGCAAGGAACUGCUGAACUGUGCUGAUGUAGAGCAGCAAAUAAAAAAACUGGUUUCUCUGUGUUCUCCAUCUCAUCAUGAGAGUCACCUGCGAGAGUUACUGCUCUCACUGCUACAGGAAACGUUUACAGAGUUCUUCCCAGGAUGCCAACUUCUUCCCUUUGGUUCUUCUGUAAAUGGCUUUGAGAUUAGUGGCUGUGACUUGGAUUUAUAUUUGGAUCUUGGAGAUGAUGAGGCAGAGAAUGUGGAGGGAAAGGCAGAGAAAGAGAUACAAAAUCGAGAGGAGAGCUCCACUGACAUGGAAGUAAGUAUAGAAGACCCCGAAACAGAGAGGAAAGAAGAGGAAAUGGAAAUCGGAAACAGCAAGAACGAUGAAGACGAGGAUGUCACUCCAGGUCUUUCUCUGAAAGGUCUUUCCAGUGAGGAGAUUCUAGAAGUGGUAGGAAAAGUCUUACGUCACUGUGUGCCUGGUGUACAUGGAGUCCAGAGUGUCCCCACUGCCCGUCGCCCUGUUAUACACUUCCAGCACAAGACAUCUGGACUAAGAGGAGAUGUCACCCUAAACAACAGGCUUGCUCUUCGUAAUUCAUCCUUCUUGCGCCUCUGCUCUGAUUUGGACGCUCGUGUACCGCAGCUUGUGUACACAGUGAGAUAUUGGGCUAGAGUUAACCAGCUUGCAGGUAAUCCAUUUGGGGGCGGACCAUUGCUGAAUAAUUAUGCUUUGACACUCCUAGUAUUCUUUUUCCUGCAAACAAGAAAUCCUCCUGUCCUUCCCACAUUAGUUCAUCUAAGAGAAGAAACUGCUAAUGAGGUCCCUCAAGUGAUUGAUGGCUGGGACUGCAGCUUUCCGUCAGAUCCAGCACAAGUUAAAGAAAGUGGCAAUCAGCAGAGUUUGAGUUCUCUUCUCUCCGAGUUCUUCUCUUUCUACGCUUCUUUGGACCUGCAUCUGCUCAUCCUCUGUCCAUGCAAUGGUUUGACCAUUCCACUUCCAUUCUCCUCUCCACCACCUGCCUGGUCAGAAGGUUUCCGUUUGGGACCACUCAAUAUCCAAGAUCCAUUUGAACUGAGUCACAAUGUCUGUGGCAAUGUCAGCUCUCGUGCAGCUCGCCGCUUCAUCUCUCACUGUGCAGCUGCUGCCAGGAUCUGCCGUACCCCCAAUUACAACUUGCAUUCUACCUCCCAUCCAUGGGGGAUCACUCCAAUUCUCUUACCUCCACCCACUGAGAGAGAGUGUGUUGGGAGAGGAGGAACUGAAAUCUCAAUACCUCUGGGAGGUGUUUCACCUGAAAAAACAUAUGCAGCUGUGAGUAAGGUCUUUGUGGAUGUACUGUUGUGUACACUGGAAGAAGGCAGAGAAGACAGCUGUCAAGAAGGGAAAGCUUUGGAAUUAAGCACAAAACACGCAAAGGCUCAGUGUAAAGUAGAGAAGAAUGAAGUAGGGGGGGAAUUAGGGGAACAAGAGGUGCCAUGCAAAGCUGAGCAAAAUAAUACUAAAGAAGCUUCCAAGCAAAAAAGCAUCUUUAAAACCGAGGAGGGGAUGACUGAAUCAGCCAGGAGAAAACGAGAAAUGACAGAGCCAUGCAUGAGUGAUAUGACCAAUGGUAAAAAGAGAAGACUAGAAUUUACUAGAGGCAUUUGGGAUCAUCACCUAGCUACAUCUGCCAUGGAAGAAGAAAUGUGUGGGGAAGCACAUAAAGAUUCCAAAACAAAGAUAGACUACUCUAACAAUGGCACUGCACAAUGGGAGUUGCUAGUGUGGCACCGAGUGUGGGAAGGCAGGCGCAAGGAAAGGAGGCGCAAGCAGAAAGGGGAAGCCGAUGGUGUAGAGCUGGAGAUUGCUGUGUCUCAAGCACUGGCUCUGGAAAAAGAGGACAAAUGUGAUGGGCCGCUGAUGAAAUUAAUACUUACAGCUCAACUGACUGUUAAAGAAUCUUUGCAGCUUUAUCUGACACCAAAAUUUGACCCCCAGGGCCUUAGCUCCACAUUCUUUCACUUCUUAGAGGGUUAUCUACCUCGCAUGGUGGCACAAAUUCAAGGUUGUGGGGACCCAGUGUAAGGAUAUUCAAUAAUGAGAAAAAAAAAAAAACAGUUUUAAGGGGAAACUUGUAUUGGGCAUUAGCUUAUAAUAAGCUGUGGGUAAUGGUAAAUAUCCAUUUACAUCUUAGUAUUUUUAUUUGUUUAAUCUGUCCUUCAGUUGUACCUGCUUAACACUGACCCUUGACAAGUCAAUACACAUAGAGGUUAUGUACAUACUAGCGUGCCAAGAGCUACGGUGGCAUAUAUUAUAGGCUAGCUACUAUUUCAUCUACAGGCAAAUUAGUUGCAUGAUAGAUGCAAACAUGGAAGUGGCUUCUACAGAUGUGUAACAUAGGGCAUACCACCUACAGUGAAACUAUCUGCCACAUGGCUUUUAUAAUUGGCCAGAUCUCGAUCGGCCAGGUUAGAAAAUCCAGUCGGAUCGGGGACCGCAUCGGCUCGUUGAUGCGGUCCCCGAACCGACUGCCCCAUAAGCUCAAAUGUAAUCCGAUCGUUUGGCCCCAGGGCCAAACAAUCUGAUCAUUUUUUUUUUUUUUAAGUCCCUUGCUACCCAAUAUCACCCACCCGUAGGUGGGGAUAUCGGGUAAAGAUCCGCUCGCUUGGCGACAUCGCCAAGCGAGCAGAUCUUAGUGUAUGGGUACCUUAAGGAUGGAAGAAGAAAGUGCAAAGGUAAGGUGCAUUGUGCAGUGUUUAUAUUUCCUUUUUCCUGCAGUGCUCAGCUAGUUAGUCAGCUCUGCAGCCAACCUCUGCAGAAAGUACCUCUUCUGUCUUUGACCAUUACAUAGGAAUAAAUUAUCUAGGUAUAGGAUCUGCAAGGUAAGGGCUAAGAGGUAUAGACAAAACUUUAGCAGUAACUAUUAUAGAAAUGUUAAUUUAAUAAUUUUAAUUAGCUCUGUUCAAUUACCCUUUACACAUUCUGGAAUGGGAUUAGCAUCACAUUUUUCCACCAGGAGAAAACUAAAAGGAAGAGAGUUUGUAUAUUCCCAUGCUUAUAUCCAUAGCUUAUUUGUUACAAACACCUGAGUGCACAAUGGUUUACUCAUGGGGGUUAUUUAUAAAUACUGGGCAAAUUUGCACCCAAGCAGUAACCCACUGGAAACCAAUCAGAUGUUUGCUUUAAUUGUUCUACUUACCACUGCCUGGAAAAAAGCUAAUUACUAAUUGGUUGCUAUGGGCUACUGCCCAGGUGCAAAUUUGCGCAGUGUUUAUAAAUGAGCCCAACUCAGUGACUGUAAAAGAAUGCACUUUGAGCUGACAAGCAUCCUCAGCUUGCUAACAGAAUCCGUGGGAUGUUAAGAAGCCUGUACAUUUGUCUCUAUGUAAAUAAAGCUUUAUAUGAAGCAC
Xenopus tropicalis (tropical clawed frog) is the source of this 3933-nucleotide messenger RNA. RefSeq names its product terminal uridylyl transferase 1, U6 snRNA-specific (gene tut1). The transcript is spliced from 10 exons. NCBI's taxonomy places the organism in Eukaryota, Metazoa, Chordata, Amphibia, Anura, Pipidae. Gene Ontology annotation, biological process: RNA metabolic process. The record is from RefSeq and is a predicted model, not a curated record. The coding region runs from base 77 to 2608 and encodes 843 amino acids.